Messenger RNA from Paramecium pentaurelia, 1383 nucleotides. The record is from the annotation of a GenBank genome assembly. NCBI's taxonomy places the organism in Eukaryota, Ciliophora, Oligohymenophorea, Peniculida, Parameciidae.
AUGAUUAUUAUAUUUUUUUUCCUUUAUUCAGUACUAUCAUAUACAUUUGUGAUUCAUGGGGAAAAUACAACAAUAAUCGAAUAAGAUUCAAUUUUAUCUUCCAAAUUUUCUCAAACAAACCCAAUUUAAACUUAAUGUUAACCUUUAAGACUUUACAUAGUUGGCUCAACUUAAAAUGAAAGUGAAUUUAUUGUAAAAAACAAUAAUGAAACAGAUUUACACUUUAAAUUUAACAUCACAUCAGUCGAUAGUAAUAUAAUAAGUGUUCAUCAUAAAAAAUAAUUAGAAAAGAUAACUAUAAAACCUAAUAAUUCAUUUGAAUUUAAUGUAAAAUAUAUUUGCCUGAAGCAAAUAGAAGAUUAAACUUGGACAACAAUUUAAAUUAUGUAUUAAAUUAAUGAAAACCAACACACUGCAUAUUACUAUAAAUUUUGUGGAGCUUCAGAGACAUAUUUUCAUCCAUUAGCUAUUUUAUUGUUUUUUUCAUUAAUUAUUAUAGUGAGUGGGUCUAUUUAUGGGAUUAAGGAAUGGAAAUUAUUUGGAGGAGUUUAGAAUGAAGCUUAUGGACCUAAAGCUGCUAUUAUUUUUAUAAUUGUUUCAAGCUUUCUUCUUAUUUCACUUUAUAAGUUUCAAACUUUUGCUUCCAGUUUCACAUAUAUUAUCAUGAUGUUUACAGCUUUUAUUUCAAUAGAAACAAUAUUGUUGGACAUUUAAAACGAAUAUUCUUAUUCUAACAAUAUAAAAAUAUUGUUCUCAACAAUUAUGAGUGGAAUCCUUAUCAUUAUAUAUCAUUAUACAAAAACUUGGAUUCUAAAUAAUAUUUUAGCAGUUUCUAUAAUAUUUUUUAGUUUUAGAGUAAUAAUUAUAAUAAAUUAGAUUUUAGAGUUUGAUUCUUUAAGAACAGGGACGAUCUUUAUGUUUUUAGCAUUGUUUUAUGACCUAUUUUGGUUAUUUGUUAGCCCAACUAUUUUUGGCUAAUCUGUUAUACAGAACAUCACAACAACAAUUGAAUUACCUAUUAAACUCUUAAGUCCAUCUUUAAUAAAAAAUUGUAAUUCUCCUUAUUAGCAAUGUUCAAUUUUAGGAAUUGGCGAUAUUCUAAUUGUAGGAUUGAUCAUAAAAUAUAUUCUAAAGUUUGAGAAGUUAUCUGGAGAAAAUAGCUUAAUAUUUUUUUCAUCCAUUUUAGGAUAUGGGAUUGGAUUAACGUCUUAUUUCAUUCUAAUCUAUUAUUAUCAUAUUUAAUAUCCAGCAUUAUUUUAUAUUAUACCUACCACACUCUUAUCAAUAGUUAUCCCAAGUAUAGUAAAAUCUUUGUUCCUACAGAUUUGGAAUGGUGCCUUUGUAAUUAAAUUAAUUGAAGAAUAAGAGCUAGAAAUGAUUUGA